UCCCUAAAAGCCAACGUCUCUCUAAUGCUGAAAAAUUUACCACAAAAUGUCUCCCAAAUGAUCUAUUUGUAAAUAUUGCUCCAUGUACUGUUAUGACUGGAAUGCUGUGCUUAUGCACAAGAGUGUACAAGAGCAGUAUUUUGGAAUGUUGCAAGUUCAAACUUUGAUAAACAUUUUAAACCAAAUGUUUCGAAUAAAAGUUUGACAUAACGAUAAAAGCAACAAAAUUAAUGCCUGACUAAGCAAUAAGUAACAAAUGUUUAUCAUGAGCUCACUCACUGUGCACAGGUGCUUAUGUCAAAGAGAAAACGCCAGAAAAAUUUUGGACCCUGAAACACAAUGGAAGUCAUGCCAGCCAUGGUUCACAGGUAUUACUGUUCAAGAACCUUUGAAGCAAUAAAUGCUCCCCCCCUUCAAAACACGAGGUAUGGCUAACACAAAAGGCCCUUUGGUGACAAUUGAUGCAAAGCUAUUCCUAUCACAAAGUACUUGAACUGUUCCACACAUGUAAGCAUUUCCAAAUAACUACUGAAAAAUGGAAAGCUUUGAAGUAUGCGAGGCAGUGGCAUUGCAACCUUUUGCCAGUUUGGUAGUUCAAGCUCAUUACACUACCAGCAAACUGCAUUCUUAGGAUUUCACUAUGCUUCAAGUUUGAAGUCACCUGGAAUUCUUGUCCUACUUGAGAUACAGCAACAAAAUUCUAAACAAGAUGGCUCCUGCCUUGGGAACUCUACACCUGCAGCUUUUGAUUGGUUUCUUGUGCACUGCACAUUGUCAAUCCCAGGUUAUUGUGACAGUCACUAUCAACGGACAAACAGGAGUGGUUGAUGGUUUUGAAGGCGACAGUAUUGAGCUCCUUUGCCAGGUGCAAAACCUGACGGGCCAGGCUGUUGUUUGGUCCAAGGGAUCGACACAAAUCACGCCUCAACCUGGGAAAUACAGUCUGACGUCUAAUGAAACUGAAGGAAGGUUUACGUUGACCAUUGUGAACUUGACACGCACAAAUGACCGAGGAACAUUUAACUGUGAAGUAGGUGGCAUUGGAUCAUCAAUAGUAGGCAGCGUUGGGGUGCGGGUCAACUACUUCCCUGACGCUGGGAAUCCAAUGUGCUUUGGUCCAACGGUGAUAGAAGAAGGUACUCCUGCAGUGUUCCGGUGUGAGAGCUUACCAGGUGAGCCACUCAUUGAAGGUGAGUGGCUGCGUGAUGAUGGGAGAGUUGUAGAGGCCGACAAUAUCAAGACUGGCCUACCUAUUAACAAUAUGAUAAGUUUUGAAUACACAAUUAUGCCCUCUCCACUUGACAUUGGCAUCAAUGUGACGUGCAAAAUAUCCAGUGUACUCUCCUUUCCUGGGAGGACAUCUUCCUGCACCAUUGGACCCUUGGUUGUUAAAUUUUCUCCCCGUGAUGUUUCCAUCACCAACACAACUUACUCACAAGAUAAUGUGACGUACGAUGCCAUAACCUGUAGUGCUAUUGCAUUCCCACCAAACAUCUCCUAUAGUUGGAGUUUCAACACACCGCUGGACCAAUCUCAACAGACACUAACCGACGACAACCAAACUCUAGUCAUUCUCAACAUCACCUCAUGCGAGACCAAAAUUAUAGCGACCUGCCUCGCCACAAAUGAUGUUGGGAGUGGAAUGGUAAAUUUCACUCUAUGCAAACCCCCAUCUCCGACCACCUUGGAUGUCACAACAACGAAUGAAAUGAUUACUGAGACAACAGUGGCACCUUCCACUCUACCGAGGGGGACGACCACUGACAUGAGAGAAGUGUCCUCAGAGCCAGCUUCUGAGAUCUCUACAAGUGUCCUGACUACAACAGCCUUCGUGAACACAACAGAGCGUGAACCCAGUGGCCUGACCCCUGCCUUGUAUGCCGUCAUCAUCUGUGGGGCGAUCAUAAUCCUUACUUUGGUCACUGGUGUGGCUUGCUACAUAGUAAAGCGCCGCAAUAACACAGAUGACCGCGAGACUGAAAAAGAGCUGGUCGAGAGGAAUGUGAGGGCCUUAUCCAUCACCCACAAAGAUGAGGACAAUGAAGACCUGGCUGAGGUGGGGAUGACCAUUGCAACGUUUAAGCAAGAAGGUCCUGAGAGUCCAGAUGAGCAGAAAUAUGAAACCGUUGAACCACCACAAGCUACCACAACUCCUGAUGCCUACCCUGAAGACAACUAGAUUGAGGCAACUCUUGUCAAACGGCUCUCAAGAGAACAUCAUAAAUUACAGGUAAUCUAUGACAAAGAUAUGCCUUUGAUAUGCUCGAAGUCUACAGCUUAAGUCUAGGUGACUUGUGAUGGAUUUGCAGGGUCUCGUGGUGGACUCAACUACCACACUGGUCUUAACAAGGCAUAAGGAGAACCUCCAACAUUUGCUUCAAAAGAUAAACAGUAGAAAAAGCAAUUUCCUCACAGCAAAUGAACGACAAAUAUAACUUGAUUUAGGACAAAACAAGGAUGAGCAGACAGUCACCAUGACGAUGGAGCAAAUGACGCCACUAAAGACAAAGAUAAAGAUGAGGAGAUGGUAUGUAAACUACUAGCAGGCACUUUUUUACUUUUCCGCACUGUCUACAGAAAAAAAUCUGCUAGACACAAGAUGACUGAGUUCCCAGCUGAAGCUUAUUACAAAACAUCCUCAGUAAUUGGCUGCUAUUAUGAGGUUCAACAGCCAAAAAGCAUCUUUUUGAACAUAAUUAAAAUAUACCCCAAAAGAGACUUUUUUUACAGCUUAUUCCUACCAAACUGUAAGGAUAAAUGUGAGAUUCAUUACUAUUCAGUUUGAAAACAAUGCUUUAGAAACAUUAUAUUUGCAGUCUGAGGCCUUUUAGAUCAAUCUGUAAUUUCAGAAAAGUUACAAUUUUUGUCAUAAAUCUACGUCUGUAUUGUUACUAACAUCUUAUUUACCCAGAUAUCCAGUAAGCAGUUUUACAUAUUCGUAGAAUUAGACGCUGCUUAAAUUCUAUUUGAUGCAGCAGUAUAGCCAGGAUUCUGAGCAUGAGGGGGAGGGCGGGACUUCAAGCUAAAGUGGGAGGGGGCUGACUGGAUGUUGGACUUAUACAUGUGCACAGUCAUGAUUACAUUAGGAUAUGCAUGUGUACUGUUUCCAAAAUGCAAGUAGGGGGCAACUGGGGGUGUGUACCCCCACUGCCCCCCCACCCCUUAGCCACGCCGCUGAUUUGAUGUAAUGCUACAUGUACAUGUACACAAGUGGCCACAAAUGGCUAGAGUUAAGACAGUCACAGUUGCUGAAGACAUCAAACAAAAAUACCCUUGAAAUUCAAGCCACUACUGCAGUAGUUCCACACUGUUAGGACUUUUGAGAAUAAAUGCACAUUGCAAGUUUAACAACGCCUCUGUUGAACAGUGCCACAGUCAAAAUGACAUCUCAGGUUACUUUAUAAAGCUAUCUAGUUUCUUAUCGGUGGUUUUUAUAAAGCUUAAUAGUUGGCCAGGCUUAUUAAAAAAAAAGAUAUCAGUCUGUGGUUCAUUUUGUAAGAGAUGUAUCAAUAAAAACAUACUGGAUUUAUUUUCAGGAAAAGCUUUCGAAAGAGGAACAGUCACUAAAAUAUGGUUUUCAAAGAAUUAUGCUAUUUUUACGCUCAGAAAUCUGAAUUGUAUAAGUAGGUGUAAAAUGCCAUGCAUACAGAACAAAUGUACCUGUAGUAUAAUAAUCGUUUAGCUGAAGUACCAAUGAAAAAUUCUGAAGUGUAGACAAUUAACUUUCAUUUUCAAUUAAAUGUAGCUCAAUCUUUGACAAAAAAAAUAUAAGGAAGUAGUGAAACACUUGUACUGCUAUGUACACUGAUAUAAGAAGACACAGAAAGUUUGAACUCCCUGGGUAUCGGCAUAUUCAAGAAAUCCAAAAACCAGUUGAUCGUUGCCAGUUUUUGUGCAUGUUCAGAACAGAACACAUCCCAAGUCAAUACAACAAAUCCAAGUAUCGAUUUUUGGUGGACGAUUCUAGGUACAUGCAUUUCAAUUUAUUUUAGAGCUGAAUUUUUAAAUUCAAUAGUAAUCCACAUAAUACACCAGGGACUUAAACCAAUACACAUGUAUGGGUGUGUUUUAUAUGUAUUAUCCAGAGACAAGUGUUCAACAGGUGUUGUUGCUUUACUAAUUUGCAUCACAUAUUCAAGAUCCAUUCUUUUACCAAGACUAUUUUUGUGUUUGGAAAAUGUGUUAACUGAAACGUUAGUAGAGCCAUUGUACAGUAUAAAUUUUACUUGAUAAAUUUGCUUUUAGAAGGAUUAUGUUUGUAAAAAAUGGAAAUGAUGGGGAAUUUCAACAGUGUCAACAGUGAAUUAGAACUGAGAAUUUCUCAGUGUAAUUGUAAUAAUUACCACUAAUGGGUCAUUAGGGAGACAUUUCCAUAAGAACGUGCACAAAAUUUUUCCAACUUUACUGUCCCAUAAUUCAAUAUUCCCUAAUCUGAUCUGAACCAAACUUUGUAUGUUUUCAUUUUAGACUCUAAUCUAUCAACUCUCAAAAUGUGCACAGUAAAAUUUGGCCUCCUUCUGGUAGUUUGAAAAUAGGGAGACACU
Molecule: messenger RNA, 4544 nt
Organism: Acanthaster planci (crown-of-thorns starfish)
Lineage: Eukaryota; Metazoa; Echinodermata; Asteroidea; Valvatida; Acanthasteridae
Product: hemicentin-2-like
Source: RefSeq, a predicted model, not a curated record